AUGAAAGAAACAUCCUGGGCUCUUCUUGGAUAUGAUAUGGACUUAAAUUCCAUAACUGGCAACCAGCCAGUGUCUCUUAAUGAUAAUGCAUAUACAUUUCUAUUAAACGCUGAGCAAAACUUAACAGAUCCUACACUAAAUCAGACUAACUUCGAUCUGGACACUGACCAAAAUGGUACAAAUGAUUUGGUGUACAUUCUAGAUGAUGGAACUCAAAUUCGCGCCUCCCAAAUACACUUCGACAAUGAAGAUCCUCUAACUGACUUAACUCUAGAAAAAAUACCUUUCGUUAAAUAUGUAGAUACAGUAGAUGAGUUAGAGAAAGAUGAUAUAGAGAUUGGUGAUAUAAAAGAUAUUAAUAUAACCAGUCCAAUAUCAAAUAAAAAUAGUCCAAAAUGUAAUUUUGCUAACAGUCUUCCUUUUAAACUAGUAUGUAGUAAUGCUUCUAGUUUCGAAGCGCAAUUUACUAAAUAUCUUGAGGAAAGAUUUAAAACGAAUACAACAUUGCCUUCGGGGAAUAAAAAUAAAUCACCCAGAAGUUUGAUAAAUGAAAAUUAUAAGUCCUACGAAAAUAUCAAUCGUAAUGAUUUUUUUACGCGAGAGGAUAUUUUAAACAUGUUUAAGAACUCUCCUGUAACCCCUCUACCGUAUGACACUCAAAGUUCGGAAAAACGUAAACAUGUACGCAAAACAGACCCAUCAAGAUUAGGAAGCAAGAACUGGAAUGCUAAACCUUUAAUAGACAUAGAUGUUAAAGACAAACAUAUUUGUUAUAUAUGUGCCAAAGUCGUUGAUAAUAAUGAGAAGCUGUAUAUAUUUGAUAAAGAAGACCAAAUGCUUCAUAGAUGUGAGCAGAAGAAGUACACUCAACUCAAAGUUAUUUGCGAGAUGUGCUUAACCGAAAAUUUUGUUGCGAGCAGAUUCAAAAGUCCGGACGAAUCUUUAAAUAAGGACGAAUUUUUGGUUAUCAAAAAUAAUCAGCAGUACAUCUUUCAAAAAACAACGUCAAUUAUUUUAAAAAAAAUAUACAAUCCAAAGAUAAUAGAUGAUGAAACAAAAGAAACUUCAGAAUUUGUUAAAGUAGAAAUUGGACCAGAUGGUGAAAUAGUUACAAAACCCGUAGAUAACGAUGUUAAAUCUGAUGACGUUAUAAUAAUAAGAGAUGAGAAAAAAGAUAGUUCUAGUGACGUUGAGAUUAUAGAACCUGAACCAGAAAUUGAUAUAGAAAAUAUUGAUGAAGACGAAAAUGUGAAAGAGUUUUUAGGCAAAUAUCAAUGUGAUACUAAAGAAUUGAUAUGUAGGUUUUGUAAUAAAGAAUUUAAAUCAAUAUCCGAAGUAAUAGAGCACGGAGAAGACCAUAAACACGAUUUAGAGGAAGAUGUGGUAUUUCCUUGUCCUUUAUGCGAUUAUGGAUAUGCGAACUUCAAAUGGCUAAAAGCACAUCUACAAGUGGCCCAUGAAACAGUUAAGAAAGAUCCAGACGCUACAGAAGAAACUAAUGACAAACCUAUUUCUCCAGAAUCUUCUCCCGUCGCCAAGAGAACGAGGAGUUCAAUUAGAAAAAGUGACCUUGAAAACGAUAAUGGUACAAAGGAAAAUCAAAUCGCUGAACAAUGUACUGAGAAUAUGACGAAUGAACUUACAUUUACUACUGAAGUAAAACAAGAAUGCUUGGAUAGCGACGAUUCUAUAUGGAUAGUGCAAACUGGUGAUAAUGAUGAGGAAUUACACAACUUGUUAAAGGUAAAAGAAGACAACACCAAUAUCAAUGAUCUGAAAAAACAUAAAUGCUUUAAAUGCAGCAAGAUUUUUCCCAAUUCGGAGAGUCUCUCCGUACAUAAGUGUAGAAAGCGUGGGAGAAAAAGAAAGUCUGUGACAAAAGACGAAUCGGUUAUUUUUGUUCCGUCUCAAGAAGAUUUUAUCAAGAGAGCUCAAGGUAGACCUCGUCCAGUCAAAGGAUCUGGCGAUAACGACCUUUUAGUUGAAAAAACACGUAAGAAGAAAAAUCGUAAAUCAAACGAAUCACAAAUAGUCACGUGUCAUAAUUGUAACGAAUCCUUCACAUCGAAAGUCAGACUAAAAUUUCAUAUGCAAUUCCACGAUACAACAAACCUAUUAACGAGCGAUGGUCAAUACAAAUGUACAGAAUGUGAGGAUACCAAGUUUCCAACAGAGACGGAAUUGUUCGAUCACGUCCACUUCCAGCAUGACAAGCAAAAGCGAUGGCAGUGCCCUGUCAAAGGCUGUGGAAAGACAUUCUUUCUGAGAGCAACACUAACAAAACACAGCCGCACGCAUACAGACACGAGGCGGUAUGUGUGUGUGACUUGUGGCAAACGGUUCCUUGAUAAGCAGACGUUAGAUGAACAUGGUGUAACACAUUUACAGAUAAAACCUUUCCAAUGCCACAUAUGUCUCAAACAACUGACUCGACGGUCUCGACUUAGAAUGCAUCUAAGAGCUCAUGAAGAAGAACUGUCACCAACUUUAGUACUUGUGUGCGCGGUCUGUUUUAGAGCUUUCCGAGACCAUAACGAUGCACAGGAGCAUGCGACGAAAUCUACAGAAUGUAUAGCCGAAUUCACAAAAGAAAUCAAAGAGGAGACUGAAGCGAGUGAACAACUGUCGCCCACAAGUGGGAUUGUGAGACACGCUGUCAGAGUUGUUAAAUACCCACGACUAAUACAUGGUAUAGAACGACAAGUGAAUAACGAGAUGAGUGAAGCAUUACUCUCAAAUUUAGAUGACGCCGCUAGAAAUAUCAUACGUGUCGUCAAUGUGGAAAAGGCAUUUAGAUGUGAAUACUGUGAAGAUGUAUUCUAUUUGGAAGACGCUUUAAACAACCAUAGAAUUAUUCAUAAAGGAAAAAAAAACCCUUUCACGUGCCACAUCUGUAAAGUCAGCUUCGCCACUUACUCCAGAUGUACAACACACAAAACUACCCAUGGAUUUUACAAGCGUAGUGCGACCGAGAGUCGUACAGAAGGCACGUCUGGUGCGGCCAAUGCGGGCAUACUCGGUUAUGGAGGGUUCCCCGUUGUUAAACACUUUUUGUGUGAGGAUUGCGGUCGAUCAUAUUUGCAUUGGACUUAUUUGCAAGUGCACCGUCGAAUGAAACAUGCCAAUGAGAAUUAUGUGUUCAAAUGUAAUCAAUGCGAGUUGACGUUUCCUAAUAGCUGGAGUGUGACAUAUCACAGAAAGAAAACUCACAAUAAAAAUGGCCAAGAAGAGAAUGGCGGUUUCACCAAGAUAGUUCGUGAGAAUUAUCGGAUUCCAUGUCGCGAUUGUAACGCCAUUUUGCCAAAUAAAACUGAGCUUUAUUUGCAUAGAAAUAAUGAACAUUGCGAUGAGUCAAUGCAAAUUGUGAGACAAGGUGACGGUCAAACAACGAUUUGUAACCAAUGUGGUCACAAUCUGCACAACGUUUUUGCUUUACAGAAGCAUAUCAAAGAAGUACAUGGAUGUUCAGAUAAAAAACUAUCGAACACGUGUCCGGUGUGUUCUAGAACAUUUCGUUCCGCAUCGGUUCUAGACGAACAUGUGCGAGUGCACACUGGGGAGAGACCGUUCCCAUGUGAUGUGUGCGGUGUUGCUUUUAGACGCUUGACAGCAAUGAAAAACCAUAGACUCAUCCACACUGGCAUUAGACCCUGGGUAUGUACGAGGUGCCCUAAACGAUUUCGCAUCAAAUCCGAUUUGAGGACGCACAUUAAGCUCAAGCAUCCAGCACAUUUAGCUGUUAUAGAAAUUGAAGGCAUGCAUUGUUCUCCGGAAGAUAUUUAUCAGCAUCUUGCUGUUAAUAAUAUACCGCAAGAUAAAGUUAUUGAAAUAAAUAUGAUAUCUUUUAUGAAGGAUACCAUAAACAUAGUGCCAAAUUCAAUGAGAGCUUACUCUCUAUUGAGUGAUGUUCCAAAAACUCAAAUCGUCGGUCAAAAAAUUCCCGAUCAAAAUGAUAUAUAUCAACCUUGCCGCCGUGUUAGAGGCAUCGCCAAAACACCUCAAUCAGAUAUCAUUAAUAAUGAAAGUAGUGUGAACUACCAAGUUAAUGAUAGUAAUAGCUAUCAUAAUAACUUAUCAGAUAUCAACGUGCAGUUGUUAUUACAAGAUGGCGGUUUAGUGAAUGCAAAUGAAAUGGUACAAUUGCAUAUCAAUGAUGAAAUUUUGCAGGAA
This is a messenger RNA of Brenthis ino (lesser marbled fritillary), 4170 nucleotides long. Lineage: Eukaryota; Metazoa; Arthropoda; Insecta; Lepidoptera; Nymphalidae. The record is from the annotation of a GenBank genome assembly.